Molecule: messenger RNA, 3025 nt
Organism: Salvia miltiorrhiza (redroot sage)
Lineage: Eukaryota; Viridiplantae; Streptophyta; Magnoliopsida; Lamiales; Lamiaceae
Product: homeobox-leucine zipper protein HDG11-like
Exons: 11
Coding region: 161-2386 (741 amino acids)
Biological process (GO): regulation of DNA-templated transcription
Molecular function (GO): lipid binding; DNA-binding transcription factor activity, RNA polymerase II-specific; DNA binding
Source: RefSeq, a predicted model, not a curated record
ACACCUUCCUCUCCCACCCUCCCAAUAUCUCUCUUCACUCUCAUUUCCUUCUCUCCACCAACAUCAACAACCUCUCUCUCUCAUCUCAUAUAUAUAUAUACUCACACACACACACACUCAUACAGAUGUGGUGUAUCUGUACAGUGGCAAAAAGGAAAGCAUGGUUGACCAACGCUUCUCAUACUUGACAUGCUCCAAUUCCACUCCCCAAAUUCCAUCUCAUUUCCCUGACGCCGCCGGCAAACCACCACCACCACCCAUGGAGUUCAGCGGCGGCGGCGGCGGCUCCAGCGGCGGCGACGACCACGACCACCCCGACUCCCACCGCGGCAAGAAGCGCUACCACCGCCACACGGCCCACCAAAUCCAGAGACUUGAAUCGAUGUUCAAAGAGUGUCCUCAUCCAGAUGAGAAGACGAGGAAUCAGUUGAGCAGGGAGUUGAAUUUGCAUCCUCGGCAGAUCAAAUUCUGGUUCCAAAACAGAAGAACUCAGAUGAAGGCACAACACGAGAGAGCGGAUAACUCUGCGUUGAGAGCAGAAAACGAUAAGAUUAGAUGUGAAAACAUAGCAAUCAGAGAGGCCCUCAAGAAUGUGAUCUGCCCUAGCUGUGGGAGCUCCCCUGCUUCCGAGGAUCCGUAUUUCGACGAGCAGAAACUGCGAAUCGAAAACGCACAUUUGAAAGAGGAGUUAGACAGAGUUUCUAGUGUUGCUGCAAAGUACAUAGGCAGGCCUAUUUCGCAGCUGCCACCGGUGCAACCGAUUCAUAUCUCUUCACUAGAUUUAUCCAUGGCUAGUUUUGGGGGUCAUGGGAAUAUUGCAGGCCCUUCUCUUGAUCUUGAUCUUGAUCUUCUCCGUGGGAGUUCGUCGUCUCUGCCCUUCCCACAGCUGACCAUUUCUGACAUGGAUAAGUCCCUGAUGGCUGACAUUGCAGCCAAUGCCAUGGAUGAGCUGAUUAGGCUCUUGCAGAGCAACGAGCCGUUGUGGAUCAAGGGUGGUGAUGGGAGGGAGACUCUCAACCUCGAGAGCUACGAGAAGGUCUUCCAGAGCCCUUACAGCCACAUGAAGAAUCCCAAUAUUCGGAUUGAGGCCUCGAGGGAUUCUGGUGUCGUGAUCAUGAACAGUUUGGCAUUAGUCGACAUGUUUAUGGACGCGAAAAAAUGGGUGGAAUUGUUUCCUACAAUUGUGUCAAGAGCUAAAACUAUUGAGGUGAUAUCAUCUGGAAUGCUUGGGAGUCAGAGUGGCACAUUGCAACUGAUGUAUGAAGAAGUGCAAGUUCUUUCAGCCUUGGUUCCAACAAGGCAGCUGUACUUGCUCAGAUUCUGUCAGCAGAUUGAGCAAGGCUCCUGGGCAGUAGUCGAUGUAUCCUAUGACGUUCCUCAUCAAGACGGCCAGUUCUCGUCCCCCUGCAAAGCGCAGAGGCUCCCCUCUGGUUGCUUGAUCCAAGAGAUGCCUAAUGGCUACUCCGAGGUAACUUGGGUUGAGCAUUGGGAGGUGGAAGAGAAGGCACCAAUUCACAGGCUUUACAGAGACCUAAUCCACAGUGGAUUAGCCUUUGGUGCAGAGAGAUGGCUGUCGACUCUUCAAAGGGCGUGCGAGAGAUUCGCUUGCUUGAUGGUGUCUGGGAACUCGGCUCGUGAUCUUGGAGGAGUGAUACCGUCGCCCGAGGGGAAAAGAAGCAUGAUGAAGCUUGCACAAAGAAUGGUUAAUAACUUUUGUGCAAGCAUCAACCCUGCCAAUGGCCAGCAAUGGACCACACUUUCUGGCCUCAACGAGUUUGAGGUCCGAGCAACGCUGCACAAGAGCUCCGAUCCUGGCCAGCCGAGUGGUGUUGUGCUCAGUGCAGCCGCCACCAUCUGGCUUCCCCUGCCUCCUACUAGUGUCUUCAACUUCUUCAGGGAUGAGAGAACUAGGCCUCAGUGGGAUGUGCUUUCAAAUCAGAAUCCAGUUCAAGAAGUUGCCCACAUUGUGAAUGGCUCUCAUCCAGGAAACUGCAUAUCUGUGCUAAGGGCUUUCAACACGAGCCAGAACAACAUGCUGAUCCUCCAAGAGAGCUGCGUGGAUUCAUCGGGCUCACUCGUGGUGUACUGCCCGGUGGAUCUACCGGCCAUCAACAUGGCCAUGAGCGGGGAGGACCCGUCCUACUUCCCCUUGCUGCCAUCCGGGUUCACUAUCUCCCCGGAUGGCAGGGCCCAGGACGGGGGCGGUGGCGCGUCCACCAGCAUUGGUGGCUCGUCCGGGUCGCUCAUCACGGUCGUGUUUCAAAUCCUAGUCAGCAACUUGCCCUCGGCACGCCUCAGCCCGGAGUCGGUCACCACAGUCAACAACCUCAUUGGCAACACCAUCCACCAAAUCAAGGCUGCCUUGAAUUGCUCCACUACUUGCUGAUUGGUGCCACGUCAUAGCCCCUGCCCCCGCCACGCUGGCAGCAAUGUGCCCACGUCAGCAUUGGCGGGGUGGGGGCUGGCAUUGAAUGGGGGGAGGGGGGGGCUAUCUAUCUGUGGUUAGUUGGGGGGUGUUAAUGCACUGAACAUGGCCCGUUGCUGCAAUGUACGCUCCCCGUUGCUGUUGUUGCUGUUGUUGUUGUUUGCUGCUGUCGAGCGUCUCCCAACAGGGGGCUCGGCUACACGUCCCCCCUUCUCGUGGGGCGCUGUCUCGUAUUCAACCAUGAUUAGUUUGGUCGGAAAGGGGUAGUCAAGAACGCACCAUCGCGCGUUUUUCUUGCUGAGCUGGCUGAAAAAGGCGACCGCGAGGGUGCCCUCGCGGUCGCCUUUUUUAGGCAAAGACAGAGCAAGAAACACUGUAUGGUUCGGGUAUUGACUUUCUGUUGAUUUGAUGAACUGAAUUUCGUUAUAUGGGAAUUGUUGUCUAAGGAUGGAUGGAUUGAAUUUGUUUGUUUGUCUGAAUUUUGCAUUCAUUCAUGAUUCAUCCAUCUCUUUGAUGCUAGUUAAUGUUGUUUCAAUACAUCAUGUGUGGUCCAAUGUGGAAAUAAAUACUUCAUCAGAGCUUAGCCUUUAAUUCAAAGUC